CAUCACCGCAUAUUUACAUAUUCUAGCUUGAACUGACUGUACGCCAUUUUGGCAACACAGGAAAAAGAAGUUACCAUUACCAGGAAUCCGGUUUAAUCCGUGACCAUCCGUUCUUGUAUUUCUUUUGUAAGAGUACAAGUUGUUCUCGGGACAUCACCCAUCGGAACGGGCCGGUAUCCAGACGGUUCGUUCAUCGGGUACGCGCAGAGAAAAUCGUCAAUGAGUGCUCAGACAAAAUGUCCACUCUUUCGGGGAUAGGCAGUAAGGGGGAGAAAGGAAAGGGAAAGUAUACAUCGAUUAAUAUAAACACCAUUUACAAAGGGAAGAGUGUCGAGACUCAAAAAACUACUGUAACUCGUCAGCAUGGGCUUCAAAGCUUGGGUAAAGUGGGAAAUGUUCGGCGUAUGCCGCCACCUGCCAAUUUACCUAGUCUGAAGAGUGAAAACAGCGGGAACGACCCUAAUAUCAGUUUGGUACCGACCGGAGGAUCAGGAUGGGGCAACAAAGAAGAGAAGAAGGAGUCAGGGACGAGCACGAGUGGCAGUCCGCAGCAAUCGUCGCAGCCGCAGCAGGUUACCACGGCGCAUUCGCAGCCACAGAAUUCUCAGCAAAAGACGCCAGUUACUGGGGGCAACAGUACUGGGGUAAAAUCAUGGAGCAGCAUUACUAUGGGAGACAAUUCACAAGCAUCGGCAAAAGUAGUCAGUCGUCAGUCACCACUCUUUCAAGAAGAGUUUCCUCGGUUGGCCGUAGGUGGAGACGAAAAACCAGAAGAUAUCAAGAAGAAAGAAGAAAACAAAGAUGUUCAGUAUGGACCAGGGCCAAGUUUGCGACCACAAAACGUAGGGAGCUGGCGAGAAGGUGGAGGAAAAGGAGUCUUGCAGCAGCCACAACCACCACCACAGCCGUCAUCCCCGACUUCAUCCUCACCGCAGCCACAGAACCCGACCGAAACACAGCAGAAUGGCCCCCCGACGUCCGGUGGGAGUGGUGGAGGGGGUGGGGACUCGAGCCCGCAGACCCCUGUCCCACCCCGCCCGGGCUCAAACCAGGGGCCUGCACAGGGGCCCCCACACAUGGGGCCCCCGGUGGGGAUGCCGCAGCACUUCCGCGGCAUGAUUCCACCCUACUUAUAUGGCCGAUUUCCUCCAGGGGGUUAUCCACCAGGAGGUUAUCCCGGCAUGCCUAGACCGCCGUACCCCUAUGAUGGAAGACGUUUCCGUGGCCCUCCCCCUAACAUGGGCCCCCAGAGACAACUUGACAGUGACGACCCAAAUGUGAAGAGGCCUGCCAUCAUUAAGGACCAGGAUCUGCGAGAGUUUGAUGAGCUUUUGGUCAAAGAUGUAGACGAUGGAGGAUGGGCAGGAGCACAGGGUGAAAUUGACUACUCAGAGAAGUUAGUGUUCAGUGAUGAUGAAGAGGAUUCCAAAGAGAGGAAAGGAGACAGAGGUCAUAGCCGUGAUGGUGACCGAGAGCGACCUCUUCGCAGUGGUCGUGAUGCACGGGACAGAGACACAGGCAGAGAUCGCAGGGAUCCCAGAGAUAAGAGAGAUGUGGACGUGCGGGAUGUUCGUGAUAGCCGAGAGCCCAGAGAUCAGCGAGACAGACGAGAGCCCCGUGAGACAUGGGAAGGGAGAGAACCUCGUGACACUCGGGAGAGACCUCGUGAACUGAGUGAGGGUGACCAUGACCUGCCAGUAGAUGGCAGGCCUAAGAGAGGCGAGGAGCAGGAUGGGGAGAGAGACUACCCAGACAGGCACCGGGAUGAUCAUGGUCCCCCAGUGCCACGGGAAGGCUGGGGCCAGGGACCUCCUCCCCCACACUUCCGAGGCCAGAUGAGGCCCCAUCCCGGAGCCGAGAACGCUCGUGGUUGGCCCAUGCCCCCCUAUGACUUCAUGGCUGGGCCGCGCGGCUAUCCCUUCAGAAUGGGACCUCCAGCCCACCCUGGCCAGCGACCCUCCUAUCCCCCUCAAAUGGCAGUGAACCGAAAACCUGUAGAAAAUGAUGAUGAUGAAAUGUGGCGACAGAGGAGACGACAGCACAAUGAUGAUGUGUCUGCGGCUGUGGAGAAAGCUCGCCAGCGAAGAGAAGAGGAAGAACGCCGCAUGGAAGCAGAACGAAAGGCAGGUGCCGCUGAAAAGCUAAGACAGCUGGAUGAGAGAGUAAGAAAGAAGGAGCAGAAGCCUGACAAAGACCGAGAGAGCGACACAGAGAGCCGAGAGAGUCGCCACAGUCGUACCCCAAGUGAGAGCAGUGAGAAGGACUCUAGAGAGCGCAACUUCCGAGAUUCGAAAUACCCACAACAGUUUUCUGGUCGGUUUGCCAAGAACGUGCCCCCGCGAUUUCAGAAGCAGGUGCAGGAGCAGCGAGAGCAGAUGAGGCAGCACCAGCAGCAGCAGCCUCCUGCUCCCCCACACUCCCCUCAUUCCCCACAUAGCCCCCAACAGCCACCACAAGGCCCUCCACAGCACCCUGGCCAGGGCCCACAACAAGGUAUGCCUCAGAACAUGAGGCCACAUCCAUGGGGUCCGGGCGUGCCACCAUACGACAUGAGAGGCCCUUGGGCUGGCAUGCCACCUCACUUUAUGGACAUGAGGAUGGGACCCAGACCUCCUUUGGAUAUGCCAGGAGUUCCCAUGUACCCUGUUCGGCGUCGUACAGACAGCCAUGGGUCGGGAAAUGAGAGCCACGAGGAGGCAAGAACACCGGAAAUGUAUGAGCGAGACCCUCGGGCUUGGAUGGAGAGGAACUUCCCUCAUGGCCCUCCUCCACCCGGCCCUUAUGAGGAGAUGAGACGCCCUCCAUAUUAUGAACAGCAGCGUUCUUUUUCCGCAGAAUAUGAGCGCAGAGAACCAGACUAUGACCGAAGGGACUAUGAGAGAAACAUGCCAGAUUACGAGUAUGGAGAAAGAGAUUCUGAGGAGCCACAGGAUAAAGACAAAGUUCCUCAAAACACAAAGGAUCUUGAACCGCGCUCCCCUCCUGUUCAGAAAGACCCAUUUGAUGAUUCUCCAGAGAAAGAUGAUCCCAAAGAAAGAGAUUCUCGCCGAGAAAGGCGAGAGGCAAAGAGAAACGACAGGUCAGCUCGCAGAUUUAAUGAGAGCCGUGACAACAAGGAGAACCACCGUGCCGACGACCGUGACAAGCGUGACCGAGGUCAGGGCUAUGAUGAUGAACGCCCCAAGGAUGAGAGGAAGUCAGACUCUGGUUGGGGAAAGUUGUCUCAGUCUCACGAUAGGCGAUCGGGACACCACAAUCAGAGGGAUGACAGCCAUAAAUACAAGUCAAAUAGGCGCGGGGACUGGCAUGGAUCUGCCCCACCCCCAAUCCCCCCACAGCAGUCUCAGCAGAACGUCCUGCCACGUAGCAACUUUGUCGCCUUGAAGCGGUCAGCCUCCAACAUGUCGAACAGCUCUGCCAACGACCGCAAAACAGAGUCCCCAAAAGACAGUUCUGAGAAGGCAGAGGUUGGAAAACAGAGGUCAGCCAGCAAGGAAUCUCUCAAGGAGAGCAAACCGGCGGAAAAAUCUGACCAACCUACAGUGGAGGUGAAGGAUUCAAGACACCAGGAAAAGGACUCCAGUGUCGAGAAAGAAAACAGGGCAACUCCUUUGGAGGACUCAAAGGCAGAGAAGCAGGCAGCCAAUGAGAGAGAGAACGUAAAAGAAAGGAAUUUGGAGAAACAGGGUCCAAAGGGAAACCGAGAGGAUAAGCGAGAUAGAGACCGCUACAGUGACAAACCUCCGGCGAAGAAGAUGAGAGAUGAUAGGCGAGAUUACCAGGACAAAGACCGCGGACAAAGUUUAAGAGGGAGAGAGUUUGUCAGGGGUCGUGGUCGCAAUCGUGGUUCCCGUGGGUCAAGAGGAGGACCCCCCACCAGUCGAGGACGUGGGGGAAGAGAGUACAGGAGCUAUGAGCGACCACACCGACUGUCAACGGAGAGAAACCCUAAACCACGCGGACGUUACAAUGACGGUCGUCAGGGAAAGCUGGACGAGAGUGAACACAGCGAAGGGGAGGACAUUGGAGAAGUAAGGACGCGUCGCCGUGGUCGUGACGAGGAUAGCGAUGCAUCUGUCGAGGAGACAAGCGGCACGGUCAGCGAAAGCUCGAGUGAACGGGCGUCGGAAACUAGAGAACUGUCGCAGAACAAUGUGGGCUCAGAGCGCAGUGGAAACAAGGUCAGGGACGACCGUGACCAAAUGGAAAACUCUGCUGACAGACCCAGUCAGAAGGAACACCACAAGGGUAGUCGCGACGACAAACCCCGUGUCAAUGGCCCUCGUGACAAGCGGGAAGAUAACCGGGAGAAGAGCAAUGUGUGGGAAAACAAGAACAAUGUGUUUGACAGCAAAGCUAACAAUGUCUGGGACAACCGUCAGAACGCGUGGAACCGCGAUCGAGAGGACAAAAAGCAGGAUAAUGACAGCAGGAAGAGGAAUGAGGACACCGGGCCAAAGAGUCGUGACAUGGGAUACAGGGAUCAAGACGACCUGGCCCGGGAUGAUGGCUAUAGGAACCGUGAUGACAGCGGCCACAGGAACCGUGGAAACCACCACUCUGCAGGGAGAGGGGACGGUCGCAAAAGUCAAGGUCGUGGUCGUGGAAACCGUUACCAUUCAGCACCCCCAAGAGGCGGUGGUUCUGGCAGGCCAGGCCGAGGGAUGGGGCAAGGUGGAGAGAUGCACCGCAGGGACAACCAGGACCGAAAUGACAGUCGUCGACCUGAGCGUGCUCCCCCACCACCCAGAUUUGCAAAUGCACGAAGGGGAGGUUAUGGAGAGCGAGGUCGUGGGGGGUCAGACAGAGGUCGCAGUCGAGGCCGUGGUCGAGGAGCGGGGAACCAGCAGGGGUUUGGCUCCAAACGACCAACGUUAACCAAACAGAAUUCCUCGGAUUUUGCUAAUGAAGAGUGGGAAACGGCAUCUGAGAGUAGUGAUGUGUUAGAAAAGAAAAGUGAUCAGCCAAAAAACGAUCAAGUGAACUCUGGCAAGGACAAGAAAGAUUCUUCGUCCAUUAAGAAAAGCUUCAGUAGCCAGAGACCUGUGAAUGAUCGUCAGAACAGAAGAGGUCCUCCUGGUGAGCACCGCAAGUCAAACAGUGGUGAUCGGGUGCGAGACAACCGCAACCAAGAAAGAUCCCCACCAGCGACAAAAAACGGGACGGCUGGGAACAAUCGUACCAAUAGUGCUAAUUCUAAAACCAACCGUACCACCUUGGGCAGCCAGAGCCGCAAGGAAAAUGUGAACCAUGUGUACAGGGUGGAUGAGAUUGUUCCCACAGACCAAAACGCUAUCAACAAUGCUAUUAACAACCUCAACAACAAAAAUAGAGGUGGGCGAAAGUCAGACUUGACAGAUGUGUCCAAGCCACUGAAAACGGAGAAGGAAAAAAAGGAUGCUCUGGCCAAUAUUGAUAUCAACAACUACGCAAGCGUUGUUAUAAUCGAUGACCAACCUGAAGUGAGUAUUGAUGACCCAAACUUCCUGUUUGAGAAUAAUGAGGGCUUUCAGGAGGUGACAUCAAAGAGAACUCAGAAGAGUAAGCAGAAAGCUCAACAAGAAGCAGAACAACAGAAACAGGUGGAGACUAAGAAAAAAGACACCUCCCUGACUCGAGUAUCAAAGACAAAUGUGGCCAAGGUGGUGUCCAAACCCAAAGGGUUGUCGAGUGAGAAGACUCGUUACAAACUGCCUCCUCGUCUUGCCAAACAGAAGGCUGAGAGAGAUCGGGAGAGGGAGAAAAACAAGAACUUCAUGCCAAAGAUUGAAAAUUGGGACAACGAAUUGGCCAAUAACAUUCCAGCCCACAGCGACAAUACCUUCUCUGUUAUGGACAUUGACCCAAAGACUACAUAUGUGAUGAACACAGUGUCUUCAGCGGUUGCAGAGCCAGGCCCUGUAGCCUCCCCUUCCCCCUCCCAGACCACCCAAAGCUCUGGCAAGGCCCAAGCCUACUCUGGCACCCCUUCCCCUGUGCCUUCAUCGGCUCCUGUGCCUGCCCCUGUCCCCGCUGUCAAUGCUUGGAACAAGCCCAUCAACUUUAAUGGGAACAACACUCCUGGCCAGAACAUUGGGGAGCCUCGAGGCUUUGACAAAGGAGACCAACACGACAGUGGAAUUGAUGUGAGUGAUCCACCAAAUUCGGCAGGCUCAUCCCAGCGAAGUUCUCCGAGUGCUGAAAAUAAAAUAAAGGAUGAUCUUCGUAAGGAUGGAGACCGAUUUGGUGACAAGGCAAAGGUAGAGCUGAACAAGAGAUACGAGUCUCCUAAACCUCAGAGAACACCAAAGGUGGGAAGAAGUGAGAAGGUGAGCAUCAAAGGCAUCAGUUUGAAAGAUGACUCAGCUAAGGUUGUGAAGAAACCUGAAGGCAGCACAGCUAAAGUCUGUCCUCUUGACAAACCAGAUCCAAUUGAACUACCACCCAGUUUUAAGGAAUCUUUCUUUAAGGGUGACGACUCCACAGAGAUUAAGCUAGACUUUACAUUUGAUGCUGAGCUGGCCAAACUUACUGAGGAGAAGACGGAGAAGAGUCACCUUAAUGACCUGGUGGAGGAGAGUAAGACUAUGUCUCUCGCAGACACCUCGGCUGUUGUCCAGUCUCCGACUUCACCUGCUGCCCAGGACCUCAAUGACAAGAUUGCCUCUGUCAAACUUGUCUGGGACAACAUACCACCCAUGCACUCCGUCUUUGAGCAAAGCAUAUCAAGUAAUGCCUCCCUAUCGAGCAGUGUAGUCACGGACAGUGAGGCCACCCAGUCUGCCAGACGAACAAGUCCACAGAGCUUCCAGGCUUACAGUAGUGGGAUUGAGACCAGCAUCACGUCUUCGUCAGCUGUGGAGAGCGUCAUUGAUGAGCCGGGUAUCCCUCUGGAGCCUGUUCUGAGUAACAGCAGUAUUGUGGCUAAUGUGGGCAUGAUGUCCCAGGUCACCCAGGAUGCCAUCAUGUUUGCUGACAGUUCUGUGGCCUGCUCACACAUGGAUACAAAACCUUUGACCCUAGAACAGACAAAUGUGUGCAAGGUGAAGCCUCAGCAACAGCUACAACAGCAGCAGUCGUUUUCAGGAAUUAGCAGCAGCUCUGCGAUUGCCAAUAUCUCGUCUGUGUCAGCCAUCCCCAGCCCACCCAUGGUGUUGGCCAAUCAGCCAGCAGCUUUCCAAGCGGCCUUUCAGCUAGGCUCCUCUUCCCUCAUCACACAGGAGCUGCCACGGUUCUCCCAGCAGAGCUAUGGUUACAGCCUGGGCCAGCCAUCAGGACAGCUGGGACAAGCCAAUCUCUCUCAGCAUAACCUAUUCCUGCCGGCAGUCACACCCACCCAGCCUGACCUCUAUGGAACAUCGCCUCUGUCAUCAUUUGCACGCUCGCCGGCGUACGGACAGACAACCAACCAGACAUAUGGACAAGUUGGCACACAAAGCUACGGGCAGACCAACAACCAGACAUACGGUGCAACAAAUAGCCAGACAUACGGGCAGACUGGCAACCAGACGUACGGGCAGAGCGGUAACCAGACAUAUGGACAGACAAACAACCAGACAUAUGGACAGUCAAACAACCAGAGUUAUGGUCAGACUGCCAGCCAGCCAUAUGGCCAAGGAGCUUCUCAGCAGAACACAAUGCUUGUUUCCUCAGCGACGACCACGCUUAUGUCCAGCUCUAUUAAACCUCCCACACAAAACACUUACGGCUCCAUCCAGAAACCCCUGAAUGCUAACGCCGUGCCAUACGGCCAAAGUCUGAAUAACACUACAAUUCAGCCCCCGCAAAUGUACAUUCAGUACGACCCCAAUCAGCUGUUUGGGACGAGUCCGCUUCUGGGUACAAACCAGUCCACACAGAAUAUCAACAACCUCCCAAGUUGCUCAGCUCACAGCUGCUUCAACAAAGGUAGGUUUCAACUGGAUGCCACUGGAGUGUCUGCUGUCCAGCAACAGUCCUCAUUUUACCAGCAACCACAACAGCAGUUACAGCAGACUGGAUUUUACCAGGCACAGCAGCCUUCUUCCAACCUGCCUGUACAGCAUUCCAAUGUAUUCCUGUGCUGGCCUUCUGACAGAGCCCCACUGCAGCAGCCUGGUACCACCGGACCAACCUUCUCUGUACAGGCUUUUAAUAGUGGGAGUGCUGGAUCAUUUGGUAGCCCUGCCCAGGGUCUUGGGCUACCCCUGCAGCCUUCUGCCGGCUCCAGCCCAUCAGUCAACCUCCAGCCACAGCAUUCUGGCAAGGGCUCCUCUCCAUACAGCACAAUGCAGCAGUUGCCAUCUGUGUCCCCCCAGAGUACGCCAUUGAAAUCUCCACCACAUGGACUGCCAGGGAAUGCCAUUCAGGCCCCUUCCUCAUCCAACCAGAGUAAACAGUUUGGAACGUUCAAUCAAACGAGGACGAUGAACCAGCUAAACCAGAGGUUUGUUGGCUUCCAGCCACAACAACCUCCUCAGCAGAACCAGCAACAGCAGCAUGUGCAGCAGUUUGCACCAAAGUUUAACCCUCCAUCUUUUGUUGGGCAACCCAUUCAAACUGCUGCAGUAGUGCGCCCCCCUCAGAUGUUAAUGGGUAACCUGAUUCGUUCCCCAACGCCACACCCACGGCCUAGCUUCCCAGGGAACGCCUCUACCAAGGUGCCCACCUCUAGUUCUGGGGGCACCGCCUCCUCUCGGGCGACACGGCCCGCCUCUCUGUCAGCUGGGCCAACCCCGACAGCCUCUGCCGGCAUGGGGUCAGGAUCAUUGUCAGAGCAGCGUGCUCGGCAGCGCAAGGAGCUGCUGGCUCACUGCAGUAACUUCCUUAACCCAGAUAACAAGCCUGGCAAUAUGAAGAAAGAAGAGGUGAAGAACCAGGUUGCCAAUCAGCAGCAGUUGCCCUCGUCUAAAGCCGAGGAAAAGGAAACCAACAACAAUGACAAGAAGUGAGCAAGGCCACACAGCUGGAACACGCCACCAUUGCUUUGCACAGGAUGUGACGUUAUUUUACCUGACCACAGUGUUGUGCUAUAUUGGCUCCUAGUGUCCUCAGUGAAAAUAUGUUACACAUUUUAAAUAUUGACCUGGAUAAAUAAAGUGUUGUGGAAACUUAAAUUUUUUAUUACAGACUUUGAAGACUUGAAAAUAACACACUUUGAACUAAAAGGCAAAAACUUGGAGUCAGAGCUGUUGACUUUCAGGUCGUUUGUCCUUUGUGCGCGUGUGAACUACUCUGCUGUUCCAUAUAGCCUAGGAUGGACAACGUUCAUUUAAAUGCAGUUCCCCCCACCCCCACCCCCCAAACUGUCAAGCAAGGAGAAGAAAUAAGGAUCAGGGUUGAACAUGGACUUUAAAAAAGUUCAUCAGCAAUUCUGAGUUUUCUGGAAAGGAAUUCCUUUAACCUCAGCUCUGUGUUUUGUUGACACUGGCAGCACGGGAACAUGAUGGUUAAGCUAGUCAGCCUCGGCUCCACAUGGACAGAUUGCACCAAUUGCGAGUCGUCCACAUUGGCUCGCAUCGUCAUUUUGGUUACCGCAUGAAGCGUUUGCCAGCCAACCACACUCGGCAUCAUCAGGCUCUCCAGAUAGGACUUUCGUUGUUCCGCUGUUAGAAGUCUGCUCAGUAAUGCUGCUGUUUUGAAGUUUGUUUUUAAACAUGAAAGCAUUUUUUUUUUCUCCCCUUCUGCUAUCCACAGUACUGUUGGGCUUGUAAAGUUCUUAAUUUAUUUGUGAAUAGGAUGUUGUAUAGAGCUUGUUACAGUGUUUCCAGGGACAGUGUUCUCUUGGCCUGUGUUUUUGGUUAGCGUUGUUGAACAGGUUGAAUUGUGACAAGAUAUAUGUUGCAAGGUUCACAACAUUGUGCAUGUAGAUGAAAUCUUAAUCACAAUAUGCUGUAUGUUGGGUUGAGAGUUCUGGAACUCUCACAUUUCUACGACCUUUAUUUGUUACUUUUAUCUGGUAUUAAGUGAUAAUGGCGCAGAAUGUCGAUUUUUAACUUCAGUGGUUGGUCAAUUGAGCUUUUUUGUAAACCUCAGCAUGGUUGUAUGUACAUGUAUGUAUGUGUGUGU
Molecule: messenger RNA, 10026 nt
Organism: Liolophura sinensis
Lineage: Eukaryota; Metazoa; Mollusca; Polyplacophora; Chitonida; Chitonidae
Product: protein PRRC2B-like
Biological process (GO): cell differentiation
Source: RefSeq, a predicted model, not a curated record